AUGACGCAACAGGCCCUGAGCACUGUGCUUAACAGUGUCUACCGGGGUUACAAAGUAAGCAUGUUGUCAGCCUUCAUCGCUCCCUUCAAGCACUUGAGCCCCGGGGCCACAAACACAGAGGACGAAGACAAUCUAAGUACCAGCAGCGCCGACGUGAAGGAGAACCGAAACGUAAGCAACCUGGAGGCGCGGCCACUGCCGGCUGGUGACAGAGCCCGAGGCAGUGCCCCCGGCAUGAAGAGGAAGAGGCCCCUGGAGGAGGGCAAUGGCGGCCACUUCUGCAAACUGCAGCUGAUCUGGAAGACGCUGUCGUGGUCGAUGGCGCCCAAGAACGCGCUGGUGCAGCUGCACGAGCUGCGGCCGGGCCUGCAGUACCGAAUAGUGUCCCAGACCGGCCCGGUGCAUGCACCUGUCUUCGCGGUGGCCGUGGAAGUGAACGGGCUCACAUUUGAGGGCACGGGGCCCACCAAGAAGAAGGCCAAGAUGCGGGCAGCUGAGCUGGCCCUGCGCUCCUUCGUGCAGUUCCCCAACGCCUGCCAGGCCCACCUGGCCAUGGGCAGCAGUGCCAGCCCCUGCACAGACUUCACCUCCGACCAGGCCGACUUUCCCGACACCCUGUUCAAGCAGUUCGAGCCGGUGGCGCCCAGUGUGGCCUUCCCAGGCCGCCGCCCUGCCGAGCCGGAGUUGUUGUCCCCGGCGUGCCGACGGGGGCAGCUGCUGCGCCACACGCUGGACCUGGUGGCCCCGGGCGAGAGGAACCCAGUGGUGGUGCUGAACCAGCUGCGCGCUGGCCUGCGCUACGUGUGCCUCUCGGAGCCGGCUGACAAGCAGCGGCCCCGGAGCUUCAUUAUGGCCGUGAGCGUGGACGGCAGGACGUUUGAAGGCUCGGGACGCAGCAAGAAGCUGGCCAAGGGCCAGGCGGCGCAGGCUGCCCUCCAGGCCCUCUUCGACAUCCGGCUGCCCGGCCACACGCCCAGCAGGAGUAAAAGUCACCUCUUGCCCCAGGAAUUCGCCGACUCUGUGUCCCAGAUGGUCACGCAGAAGUUCCGAGAGCUGACCGUGGGCCUGGCGUCCACGCACGCCCGCCACAGAGCUCUGGCAGGGAUCGUCAUGACCAAAGGCCUGGACGCCAGGCAAGCACAGGUCGUCGUGCUGUCCUCGGGGACCAAGUGCAUCAGUGGCGAGUACAUCAGCGACCAGGGGCUGGUGGUCAAUGACUGCCACGCGGAGAUCGUGGCCCGGAGAGCGCUGCUCCACUUCCUGUACGCACAGCUGGAGCUGCACCUCAGCAAGCGGCGGGAGGACUCGGAGCGCUCCAUCUUCGUGCGGGUGAAGGACGGAGGCUACAGGCUGAGGGACAACACUCAGUUCCACCUGUACGUGAGCACGUCCCCCUGCGGAGACGCCCGCCUCAACUCGCCCUACGAGAUCACCUCGGACCUGACCAGCAGCAAACACCUCGUCAGGAAGUUCCGCGGACACCUGCGCACGAAGAUUGAGUCCGGGGAGGGGACUGUGCCGGUCCGCGGCCCCAGCGCGGUGCAGACCUGGGACGGCAUCCUGCUGGGUGAGCAGCUCAUCACCAUGUCCUGCACGGACAAGAUUGCCAGGUGGAACGUGCUGGGACUGCAGGGCGCCCUCCUCUGCCACUUCAUCGAGCCCGUGUACCUACACAGCAUCAUCGUGGGCAGCCUGCACCACACAGGCCACCUCUGCCGGGUGAUGAGCCACAGGACCGAGGACAUCGGCCAGCUGCCCGCCUCUUACAGGCACAACCGGCCCCUCCUCAGUGGCGUGAGCAGCGCCGAGGCGCGGCAGCCCGGAAAGUCUUCCCACUUCAGUGUGAACUGGGUCCUGGGCAACCCGGACGUGGAGGUUCUGGACGCCACCACCGGGAAGCGGAGCUGCGGCGGCUCGUCCCGGCUCUGCAAGCACGUGCUCUCCGCGCGGUGGGCCAGGCUGUACGGAAAGCUGAGCACACGGAUACCAAGCCACGGAGACACGCCGUCCAUGUACUGUGAGGCCAAGCUUGGGGCGCGCACCUACCAGUCAGUUAAGCAACAGCUGUUCAAAGUGUUUCAAAAGGCAGGCCUGGGCACCUGGGUGAGGAAGCCACCUGAGCAGGACCAGUUCCUACUCACUCUAUGA
Messenger RNA from Molossus molossus (Pallas's mastiff bat), 2148 nucleotides. RefSeq names its product adenosine deaminase RNA specific B2 (inactive) (gene ADARB2). Gene Ontology annotation, biological process: RNA processing; adenosine to inosine editing. The transcript has 10 exons. Gene Ontology annotation, cellular component: cytoplasm; nucleolus. The coding region runs from base 1 to 2148 and encodes 715 amino acids. The record is from RefSeq and is a predicted model, not a curated record. Gene Ontology annotation, molecular function: double-stranded RNA binding; tRNA-specific adenosine deaminase activity; double-stranded RNA adenosine deaminase activity. Lineage: Eukaryota; Metazoa; Chordata; Mammalia; Chiroptera; Molossidae.